ACAUAUAUAUAGGUUUCUAAAUAUUUCCAAUUUUUGUAUUUAGAAAAUAAUUUUUAGUACAUUUUAUUUGGAACCAGUUAUAUUAAGAUGGAGAAGGUGAUGAGGUUGGCUACAGAAAAGGGUGUUGUGAUUUUCACCAAGAGCUCUUGUUGUUUGUGCUAUGCAGUGAACAUUUUGUUUCAAGAAAUUGGAGUGUUCCCUGUGGUUCAUGAAAUUGACAAAGAUCCUGAAGGAAAAGAAAUGGAGAAAGCUAUAACAAAGUUGGGUUGUAAUGCACCUGUCCCUGCAGUAUUCAUUGGAGGAAGGCUUGUGGGGUCCACCAAUGAAGUAAUGUCCCUACACCUAAGUGGUUCACUUGUUCCACUACUUAGGCCAUACCGAAUUUAACUUAAUUUGAUCAGUUUUAUUAUUAGGAAUACAUAUAUACAUGCAUAUUACACGUCCCAGCAGCUACCUUUAUUUGAAGAAUAAAUUAGUACUAGUACUAGUAGUAGUAAGUAAGAUAAGUAUUCAUAAUAUAAUAGUCUAUCCAAUGAUGUGUGAUUAAGUUUCUAUUAUUUGUUUGCUAUAUAAUGUAAUAAUCUGCUAAUCUUGAUACUUGUACAAGCUAUUGUGAUUCAACAAUUUUAAAGA
This is a messenger RNA of Medicago truncatula (barrel medic), 633 nucleotides long. Its product is annotated as monothiol glutaredoxin-S11. The transcript has a single exon. NCBI's taxonomy places the organism in Eukaryota, Viridiplantae, Streptophyta, Magnoliopsida, Fabales, Fabaceae. The record is from RefSeq and is a predicted model, not a curated record. The coding region runs from base 88 to 387 and encodes 99 amino acids.